UUGCAAGUUUCAUAUUAUUUUACUGAUUUACAAAGGAAACACAAUUUUACGGGAUGGGUCUCGAUUAUUACGGUAUUCUGAGUGUUAAGCGUAAUGCUUGCCAGCUCGAUAUCAAGAAAGCCUACCGCCGAUUGGCACUCAAAUACAACCCAGAGAAAUACGAUAACGAUCACAAUAUGAAGAAAGUCUUCGCUCUCGUGGGCGAAGCGUACGAAGUACUAGUAGACCACAAGCACAGGGCGGUAUAUGACCAGUACGGAGAGGAGGGCCUGAAGCGAGGCGUGCCGGGUCCAACAGAGUAUAUCCAACCGUACGUCUACCACGGAGAGCCUUUGAGGACGUACCACGAGUUCUUCGGGACUACGAAUCCUUAUGCCGAUCUCUUAGACUAUUACGAGCACCCAUCUUCGAUUUUCGACUCCCCCCUCGGGAAAGGCUACAAGGUGAAAGACAAGGACAUAGUUCGACCGCUCGCAUUGUCCCUCGAGGAGGUUUACAGAGGAGGAACAAAGAAAAUGAAGAUACAACGAUUGGUUUUCACGGACGAGAGCUGCUCGGAAUUAAAGCUUCGGGAGAAAGUAUUGUCUAUCCCUUUCCCUCCCGGCAUUUAUACGAACACAGAGAUCAGGUUUAAGGAGGAAGGCGAUCAGGGCCCGACCAGAAUACCGGCAGAUGUGGUCUUCGUAACCGAGGAUAGAAAACACGAAACGUUCUCUAGACGCGGGCAGAGCGAUCUACUCAUGGUCCAUAAGAUAACACUACAAGAAGCCCUCUGCGGUUUUACUCUGACCAUAAAAACCUUAGACGAUAGAACGCUGCGCAUCAACAUUACUGACGUCAUCACCCCGGAUUACGAGAAGAUCGUCGAGGACGAAGGACUACCCGUGUACGAGUGCCCCGGUAAAGUCAAAGGGAUCCUCAUCAUACGAUUCGAGAUAGCAUUCCCGAAAUAUUUGUCGAAGAAAAAUAAGAUUGCCUUUGAAAAGGUGUUUGGGGAAAUUGAGGACGAAGAGAAAUUCGAUGGAUGCUUUAAGAAAUAAUUUUGUGACAAAAUACUUAUAAAGAUAGUAAAAGGUAUAA
Aricia agestis (brown argus) is the source of this 1080-nucleotide messenger RNA. RefSeq names its product dnaJ homolog subfamily B member 13-like. Bases 54 to 1040 code for a protein of 328 amino acids. Gene Ontology annotation, molecular function: protein-folding chaperone binding. Lineage: Eukaryota; Metazoa; Arthropoda; Insecta; Lepidoptera; Lycaenidae. The transcript has a single exon. Gene Ontology annotation, cellular component: cytosol. The record is from RefSeq and is a predicted model, not a curated record.